Messenger RNA from Trypanosoma rangeli, 675 nucleotides. RefSeq names its product Cytochrome-c oxidase. The transcript has a single exon. Bases 1 to 675 code for a protein of 224 amino acids. Gene Ontology annotation, cellular component: mitochondrial envelope. Lineage: Eukaryota; Euglenozoa; Kinetoplastea; Trypanosomatida; Trypanosomatidae. The record is from RefSeq and is a predicted model, not a curated record. Gene Ontology annotation, biological process: mitochondrial electron transport, cytochrome c to oxygen.
AUGCUGCGCAGGUCUGCUUUUUUUUUGUUGGGUGCAUCCCGCAUAUUUUUGUCGGGUGGAGGUUCGGGUCCUACACCGUAUCAAGACAAGGCGUACCCUGUACAACCUCACGGCUUGAACGAGCUUCAGCAACCACCGGAUACAUGGCGUAAGAGCCCAUUCAUGAGUAAGCUGAUGGAUCAAUCUCUUCCCGUCUACGACGAUGUUGUCACGGGUUCCGGUCGUCUUUACUGGCAGGAGCCUGCCAAGGUCUGGCAUUUCUUUGAGGCAGAUGACACUCUCAUUCUGGAGGAGCACGACCGUGAGGAGUGGAAUGAUCGUCCAUACAUUGCCGUAAAUCACCUCUACGAACCACCCAUUGGCAGCGAGGAGCGUCCUAUCCGUAUUGAGGCAGUGGGUAACCCUGGCGACCAGCAAAUUGUGCUCUGCUUUGGCAACUGCGCUCCUCAUGUCCCGCAGUCCAACUACUACAUGAUGAUGAAGGGUUAUACCAAGAAUAAAUGCCCCAUGUGCCAACAGUGGUUUUACGUUCACAAUCGUCCCUGGUUGGUGAUGCACCCUGACUGGACAGAUGAACCUGCCGCGGAUGAGGGUCCAGCGUAUACCUUUGCUGAAAUUGAGGCAGAAUUCGACCGUGACUUCCACGAAUUCGCCGUUUACCUGAACGCUGAAUAG